AGUUUCCUAACCUUAAUAUAUAGCUUACGCAACUAAAAUGCAUGACAUCUGUUAGACUGUUACCAUUCUCUGCCCUCCAAAAUUUCCAAAGCUUUGCAACUUCUAUUUAUACUUGUUCUUUUUGUACCUUGUUUAGAUUCUCUUUAGCUCAUAUUUUUCUUUCUUUGCCCCAUGUGCUAAUCAAAACAAUACAAACCUCGAUCAGUUCAUGAUUCGUGUACACAAAAGCCUUUUCCAACCACAGAUUGAUUCUUCUUCCUUUCUUUAGAUAGGGACAAUUCAAAGAGAGAGAGAGCAUGAAAAUUGUUAAGGAAUGGUUCAAGUGGUCGCAGACUGUGCUUAGCAUGCUUUUAGUGCAAGUUUUUGCAACCGGGAUGCAGAUUCUAUCGAGGGUUAUACUGGUUGAGGGCACUUUCAUUUUUGCACUCAUUGCAUACCGUCAUGCUGUUGCUGCUAUUUGUGUUGCUCCUUUUGCUUUCUACUUUGAAAGAGACGGCGCGAAGAAGUUGAGGUGGUCGAUUUGGUUUUGGCUCUUCCUAAACGCCUUGGUGGGGAUAACAAUGGCCAUGGGAUUGUUCUAUUAUGGUCUGCGAGACACAUCAGCUACCUACUCAGUGAAUUUUCUCAGCUUGGUUCCUAUUUUCACUUACAUUAUCUCUAUUGUAUGCAGAAUGGAGAGGUUGAGGUUUCAAACAUGGACGAGUAAAGUGAAGACAAUGGGGGCAGUUUUGUGUGUUGGGGGAGCAUUAACAACUAGUCUAUACAAGGGGAAGGAAUUCUAUAUUGGUCAAAGUAGUCAUCAGACUCACAGUACAGUUGAGGCAUCAAAAACCAACAUGCUUCGUGGCACUCUCUUUUUGCUUGGAAGCUGCUUGUCAUACACAGCUUGGUUCAUUGUGCAACAGGUUAAGUUGCUUGAAAUAUUUCCGUUCAAAUAUUGGGGAACAAUGCUCACGUGCAUUAUAGCAUCAAUUCAAGCAACCAUAGUAGGAAUAUGCUUAGAUGGCAGAAAGGUUACUUGGAGUUUAAAGUGGAAUCUACAACUAGUGACUAUAAUUUACUCGGGAGCAUUGGCUACCGCUGCUACAUUUUGCUUAAUUUAUUGGGCAAUUGCCAUCAAAGGACCAACUUAUCCCACGAUGUUCAAUCCAUUGGCUCUUCUUUUUGUGGCAAUAUCAGAAGCUCUCUUACUGGGUGAACCAAUCAGUCUUGGAAUUUUGCUGGGCAUGUUUUUGAUCCUAAUAGGAUUGUACUCAUUUUUGUGGGGCAAAGGGAAGGAGACGCAAUGUAUGCUUCAAGCAUCUGGAGAAGUUUCAACAACUAUGGCAGCUGAGUCUGCUGGAGUGCACUCCACAGCCACAGUGGUACCAAGUUUUUCACCUAGGCAUGCAGUUCUUAGAGUUGAAAAGAAUGACAGAAACUGAAAAGUAAAAAUGAAAUACUACUCCUGAAGGCAAUAAUUAGUUUUUAUCUCAGAAUUCUUGCCUUGAUAUUUAAGAUUAAAUGCUUCCAUGAAACAUAUAUUACCAUUCUCAAUGGAUAGGUCACAGAUGCAAAAUCUUGAUUAAGCAAUUUUUGUAAAAAAAAAAUAGGGUUAUUGAAACAAAUAUUGUAAAAUAGGAGCGAAUAUAUAUGAUAGAGAAUUGAUGGCUUAAUAAAAAUAUAGGAUGCCUUCUUAUUCUUCAUCGUUAUCAUGUAAUUGACUAAUUGACUAUUUCAUCAGUUACGAAAAGUAGCUGGAAGAUAAUUCA
Molecule: messenger RNA, 1751 nt
Organism: Glycine soja
Lineage: Eukaryota; Viridiplantae; Streptophyta; Magnoliopsida; Fabales; Fabaceae
Product: WAT1-related protein At5g64700-like
Exons: 7
Coding region: 297-1424 (375 amino acids)
Cellular component (GO): plasma membrane
Molecular function (GO): transmembrane transporter activity
Source: RefSeq, a predicted model, not a curated record